This is a messenger RNA of Eurytemora carolleeae, 1824 nucleotides long. Its product is annotated as organic cation transporter protein. The record is from RefSeq and is a predicted model, not a curated record. Gene Ontology annotation, cellular component: membrane. Gene Ontology annotation, molecular function: transmembrane transporter activity. NCBI's taxonomy places the organism in Eukaryota, Metazoa, Arthropoda, Copepoda, Calanoida, Temoridae. Gene Ontology annotation, biological process: transmembrane transport.
UCUAAUCCAGUCAUUGCGGUCGGGAUAUAAACAGAGAAACGUCUUGAAAGUUUCCUUGUUAAGUGUUUAAAGAUCUAUACUUUAAACCUAGUUAGGUUCGAGGAGGGUUCAGGUUGAACUUCCUCAAUUCUCCGAAGAUAAUUGUCCGCAGUUCGGGACUAAACGGUAGAAAGCCAUCCAGGGUUGCAGUAUUCACCGCUGCAGUUUUCAUUGUGCAAGGAUCUAGUGCAAGGAUGGAAACAAUUGAUCCCUCCGAUCCUUCUCCGCUUCUAUCCAACCUAGAAACUAAGAAAACUGAGGAGAAAGUGAAGAAAGUGACUUUUGAUGAUGUUUUGGCGGAGCUGGGAGAGUUUGGUUUGGAACAGAAAAUUAAUUAUUUCUUAUUCUCUCUCCCAUACAUCCUAACCUCUAUGCAGCUCAUGGGUUGGGUUUUUGUCGGUGCAAAUUUUCCACACCGUUGCCGAGUACCUGGAGACGAACCUGAAACGUGGAUCCAAGGAUCUGGACUAAAUUCUAGUUUCUCCGAGUAUAAUUCAGACUGGGAAUCUAAUUCAUGCUCCAGGUGGGUUGAUAUUUGGUGUACUGACGGAUAAGUUUGGAAGGAAACCAACCUACUUCAUCGCUAAUAUAUUGAUGGCAGGUGGAGGGAUCCUUGCAGCUCUAGCUCCGGAGUUUGUUAGCUUUGUCUCUGCGAGGAUCUUGACAGGGUUCGCUAUAGCUGGGAUCGAAGCCUCCUGUUUCGUCAUGGGUAUGGAGCUGGUUGGUCCUAGUAAACGAACCCUGGCCGGAAUACUCUGCUGGUUCUUUGAGACAACAGGUUUGCUGUGUACUGUUGCUCUGGCGUAUUUGCUCCAGGAGAACUGGAGAUUACUCCAGGUUGUGUAUUCAGCUCCAGCUCUACUCUGCCUCGUGUACUGGUGGAUAGCUCCAGAAUCAGUGCGCUGGUUAGUAGCACGAGGAAGGAAUGAAGAAGCAAGGAAACUAAUUUACAAAGCAGCAAACAGGAACAAGGUUACGAUCGAUGAGAGUUUAAUUCAUGAGAUGGAGCUGAGUAUAAAACACGAACUCGGAGAAGAGAGGACGGAGAAAACAUAUACUGCUGUAGAUCUGUUCAGGUAUCCAGUGCUCCGAUGGAAAACAUUAAUCCUAAUCCUGUGCUGGGUUACAUGUGCAAGCCUGUACUAUGUUCUACUUCUGGAUCAGUCAGAGCUAUCUGAGGAUAAAUAUAUCGGGUUUCUGAUGACUGCUGCUGUUCAAUUACCCGGAUACGUUUACGUUAUAUUCACCCUGGAGAGACCUGCGUUUGGGAGAAAGAACUCCAUGUGCAUGUUUCUAAUCCUGGCCGGGACAGCUCUAUUCACUCAUCCGUUCAUCCCUGAAACCUAUCCACGACUCAAAAUACUAAUAUCUAUCAUCGGCAGAUUUGCUGCUAACUGCUCCUAUACAAUCCUGAAUCUAUUUUCUGCGGAGCAGUUCCCAACCGUGGUUCGCGGAGUCGGAAUGGGGUUUUGUGUAGUUGUCAGCAGAUUAGGAACCAUGCUUGCUCCGUACCUUCUUCUUCUAGGACGAUACUCUCCUUGUCUCUUCGGAGUAUCCGCUCUUGUCUCCGGACUCACGGCACUACUACUUCCAGAGACUCUCGGACAACCUAUGCCAGAGACACUCCAGGACGGAGAAGAGCUAACUCUGAGUCUUCCGUUUAAAAAAACCCGUUAGUCUUUCGCGUAACUAGAUCUAUAAAACACAGGGCUCAAUGGUUCAUGAUAAAGAGAGUUAAAAUAAACUAUAAGACGUUCCAAAAAAAAGAAUAAAAUUAUAAAACUA